GUAGUUUUGGCAUGUUUAAUGACUGCUGUUACGCCAGAAGACUGGACUCGGGAGGUUUUAGGCAAGACAGGGAAACGAAGCCGGAAGGAGAAAGCGCACCGUUACUUAGGCCCCAGCUCCAGACUACCUUUCUUUCAUUGCUCGGGCAUAAGCGGCUGCUUCGGAUUGCGGGAUCAAGGCGUGCCCCGCCCCUCGAGAGAGUGGGCCCUCACUCAAGAUGGCGCCUAGAAGGCUUCAGCCCUGGUAGGCGCUGAUUGGAUAAAGGGCCGGCGGACUUCCGGGAAUUUUCCAGCCGUCUGUGGGACAGCUGAGAGGAGUUUGCACGUGGAUUGUAGUUCGGGUGGGCUAGAUGGAAACAGCCCCCAAACCGGGCAGGGAUGUCCCGCCCAAGAAGAACAGACUUCAGGCCAAGAAGAAGAAACCGCGGAGGUACUGGGAGGAAGAAACCACUCUGACCGCUGCGGGAGCCUCUCCAGGCCCCCCUGGUAACAAGAAGAGGAAUCGUGAGCUCCGCCCCCAGAGACCAAAGAACGCUAACAUCGCCAAGAAGUCUCGGAUCUCCAGGAAGCGUCAGCUCCCGAAGAAACCCCGAGAACGGAGAAAUCUUGAGCCUCAGCGGAGUGUGUCCGGGGCCCAGGAUCCAUUUCCAGGCCCUGCCCCUGUCCCUGUGGAGGUGGCUCGGAAGUUCCGUCGCAUUGACAAAUCCAAAAAGCUGCCACAUUCGAAGUCCAAAACCCGAAGCCGACUUGAGGUGGCUGAAGCUGAGGAAGAGGAAAUAAGUAUUAAAGCUGCUCGUUCUGAACUACUGCUUGCUGAGGAACCCGGGUUUCUGGAAGGGGAGGAUGGGGAGGACACAGCAAAGAUACGCCAGGCUGACAUUGUGGAGGCUGUGGAUAUUGCAAGUGCGGCCAAGCACUUUGACUUAAACUUGAGGCAAUUUGGACCCUACAGACUGAAUUACUCCCCAACUGGGAGACACCUGGCUUUUGGAGGGCGCCGGGGUCAUGUGGCCACCCUUGACUGGGUAACAAAGAGGCUCAUGUGUGAGAUCAACGUCAUGGAGGCAGUGCGGGACAUCCGGUUUCUCCAUUCGGAGGCACUGCUUGCUGUUGCUCAGAAUCGCUGGCUUCACAUCUAUGACAACCAGGGCAUCGAGCUCCACUGUAUCCGCCGCUGUGACCGAGUCACACGGCUGGAGUUCCUGCCUUUCCACUUCCUCCUGGCCACGGCUUCAGAGACGGGGUUUCUAACCUACCUGGACGUGUCAGUGGGAAAGAUCAUGGCAGCUCUGAAUGCUCGGGCUGGACGGUUGGACGUCAUGACUAAGAACCCUUACAAUGCCGUCAUCCAUCUCGGACACAGCAAUGGUACCGUGUCCUUAUGGAGUCCAGCCAUGAAGGAGCCACUGGCGAAGAUCCUCUGUCAUCGGGGUGGGGUCCGGGCUGUGGCUGUAGAUUCUACAGGCACGUACAUGGCCACCUCUGGCCUGGACCACCAGCUGAAGAUCUUUGACCUACGAGGGACAUUCCAGCCUCUGGGUGCUCGGACCCUGCCCCAGGGGGCAGGACACCUGGCCUUUUCCCAGCGGGGACUGCUGGCCGCAGGCAUGGGUGAUGUGGUCAACAUAUGGGCAGGGCAGGGCAAGGCCAGCCCACCCUCCCUGGAGCAGCCUUACCUCACUCACCGGCUCUCAGGCCACGUGCAUGGCCUUCAUUUCUGCCCCUUUGAAGAUGUGCUGGGGGUAGGGCACAAUGGCGGCAUCACCAGCAUGCUGGUCCCUGGGGCUGCUGAGCCCAACUUUGACGGCCUGGAGAGUAACCCUUACAGGAGCCAGAAGCAGCGCCAGGAGUGGGAGGUGAAGGCCCUGCUGGAGAAGGUACCUGCAGAGCUCAUUUGUCUGGAUCCACGAGCCCUGGCAGAGGUUGAUGUCAUCUCUUUGGAGCAAGAGAAGAAGGAGCGGAUAGAGAGGCUGGGCUAUGACCCCGAGGCCAAGGCUCCCUUCCAGCCAAAGCCAAAGCAGAAGGGCCGCAGCUCAACAGCAAGCCUGGUGAAGAGGAAGAGGAAGGUCAUGGAUGAGGAGCACCGGGAUAAAGUCCGGCAGAGCCUUGAGCAACAGCCACAGAAACAAGAGAAGAAGGCCAAGCCUCUGAGGGCCCGGCCAUCUGCCCUGGACAGAUUUGUGCGCUGAGCCAUGCUCCAGGGUGGCCUGAGAAGAACAAUCUCUCCCCACAAUUGCCUGUGGGGAAAUGACCCUGUUCCUUGGAAUAAGGAGGGGGCAGUGUGCCCCACCCCAACUGGGGAGGGACAGCUGGCUCCUGGGCUGGGUUGGUAUUAAAGAAGAUGGCUUUUUUUU
Odobenus rosmarus divergens (Pacific walrus) is the source of this 2353-nucleotide messenger RNA. It is a transcript of the gene WDR46, whose product is annotated as WD repeat domain 46. The transcript is spliced from 15 exons. Gene Ontology annotation, cellular component: 90S preribosome; nucleolus; small-subunit processome. NCBI's taxonomy places the organism in Eukaryota, Metazoa, Chordata, Mammalia, Carnivora, Odobenidae. Bases 350 to 2188 code for a protein of 612 amino acids. Gene Ontology annotation, biological process: maturation of SSU-rRNA from tricistronic rRNA transcript (SSU-rRNA, 5.8S rRNA, LSU-rRNA). The record is from RefSeq and is a predicted model, not a curated record. Gene Ontology annotation, molecular function: protein binding.